GAUGUUACAUUUGAGACGGUCACUGCAACGAAUGCUGAUAUCGAAUCCACUGAUGUUACAUCUAAGACAGUCACUACAACGGAUGCUGAUAUCAAAUCCACUACUGCUACAUUUGAUACGGUCACUGCAACUGAUGCUGAUAUCCAAUCCAGUACUGUUACAUCUGAGACAGUAACUACAACGGAUGCUGAUAUCCAAUCCACUACUGUUACAUCUGAGACAGUCACAGCAACAGAUGCUGAUAUCCAAUCCACUGAUGUUACAUCUGAGACAGUAACUACAACGGAUGCUGAUAUCCAAUCCACUACAGUUACAUCUGAGACAGUCACUGCAACGGAUGCUGAUAUCCAAUCCACUACUGUUACAUCUGAGACGGUCACUGCAACGGAUGCUGAUAUCCAAUCCACUACUGUUACAUCUGAGACAGUCACUGCAACAGAUGCUGUUAUCCAAUCCACGUAUGUUACAUCUGAGACGGU
Messenger RNA from Owenia fusiformis, 479 nucleotides. Lineage: Eukaryota; Metazoa; Annelida; Polychaeta; Sabellida; Oweniidae. The record is from the annotation of a GenBank genome assembly.